Jaculus jaculus (lesser Egyptian jerboa) is the source of this 3694-nucleotide messenger RNA. It is a transcript of the gene Cdh11, whose product is annotated as cadherin 11. Bases 481 to 2871 code for a protein of 796 amino acids. The record is from RefSeq and is a predicted model, not a curated record. Gene Ontology annotation, molecular function: calcium ion binding; cadherin binding. Gene Ontology annotation, biological process: cell morphogenesis; homophilic cell-cell adhesion; calcium-dependent cell-cell adhesion. NCBI's taxonomy places the organism in Eukaryota, Metazoa, Chordata, Mammalia, Rodentia, Dipodidae. Gene Ontology annotation, cellular component: plasma membrane; catenin complex; adherens junction. The transcript has 14 exons.
CGCGGGGGCCGCUCGCAGCCGCCGCCGACUUGUGAAUGGGACUCCGACUAGGGCCCGGGCUGACACCGCCGCGCUCGCCCGGUGCCGGUGCCGGGGACCCACCGCCCGGCGGUCACGUCCGCCCAGGCAAGGAAACAUAAAUCUCAGACACCUAAGAUCCAGCUCAUCACUGUACAAGCUGAAAUCACCGUGCUUUUGGCUUAGUGACCCUGUGACUACAGUAAUUCCUGUUGUCUUUUGCUGAAUGAUCAAUCAGAUGGGUGGAGUGUGUUACAGAAAUUGGCAGCAAGUGUCCAAUGGGUGAAGAAGAAGCUGACUGGGGAAGGCGACAACCCCGAUGUGAUGUGCUCAGCGAGUGAAGACAUUCUGCUUCUGGGGAGGUCUGCUUGACACAUCUGGGGGCCACCGACAGAAAUACUGUGACUUAGCUGGUGUAAGGGGCGACAGCUGCAUUCUCCUGUGCCUACCCCAUAACCAAAAAUGAAGGAGAACUACUGUUUACAAGCUGCCCUGGUGUGUCUGAGCAUUCUGUGCCACAGUCAGACAUCCGCCCUGGAGCGGCGAAGCCACCUGCACCCCUCGUUCCACGGAAUCCAUGAGAAGGGCAAGGAGGGGCAGGUGCUGCAACGCUCCAAGAGAGGCUGGGUCUGGAACCAAUUCUUUGUGAUAGAGGAGUAUACUGGGCCUGACCCUGUACUCGUGGGCAGGCUGCAUUCCGAUAUUGACUCUGGUGAUGGGAACAUUAAAUACAUUCUCUCAGGUGAAGGAGCUGGAACCAUUUUUGUGAUUGAUGACAAAUCAGGGAACAUUCAUGCCACCAAGACACUGGACCGAGAGGAGCGAGCUCAGUACACAUUGAUGGCUCAGGCUGUGGACAGGGACACCAACCGACCACUGGAGCCACCGUCAGAAUUCAUCGUUAAGGUCCAGGACAUUAAUGACAACCCUCCAGAGUUUCUGCAUGAGACCUAUCAUGCCAACGUGCCAGAGAGGUCUAAUGUGGGAACGUCAGUAAUCCAGGUGACAGCCUCAGAUGCAGAUGACCCCACCUAUGGAAAUAGUGCUAAAUUAGUGUACAGUAUCUUGGAGGGACAACCCUACUUCUCAGUGGAGGCACAGACAGGGAUCAUCAGAACAGCUCUUCCCAACAUGGACAGGGAAGCUAAGGAAGAGUACCAUGUGGUGAUCCAGGCCAAGGACAUGGGUGGACACAUGGGUGGACUCUCGGGGACAACCAAAGUGACGAUCACAUUGACUGAUGUCAAUGAUAACCCACCAAAGUUUCCACAGAGCGUGUAUCAGAUGUCUGUGUCAGAGGCAGCUGUCCCUGGGGAGGAAGUUGGAAGAGUAAAGGCUAAAGACCCAGACAUUGGAGAAAAUGGCUUAGUCACUUAUAAUAUUGUUGAUGGAGAUGGUAUGGAAUUGUUCGAAAUCACUACAGACUAUGAAACACAGGAGGGUGUAGUAAAGCUGAAAAAGCCUGUAGAUUUUGAAACCAAACGAGCAUAUAGCUUGAAGGUAGAGGCUGCCAAUGUGCACAUCGACCCGAAGUUCAUUAGCAAUGGACCUUUCAAGGACACUGUGACAGUCAAAAUAGCAGUAGAAGAUGCUGACGAGCCUCCUAUGUUCUUGGCUCCAAGUUACAUCCAUGAAGUCCAGGAAAAUGCAGCUGCUGGUACUGUGGUUGGGAGAGUACAUGCCAAAGACCCCGAUGCUGCCAACAGCCCCAUAAGGUAUUCAAUUGAUCGUCAUACUGACCUCGACAGGUUUUUCACAAUUAACCCAGAGGACGGUUUUAUUAAAACCACAAAACCUCUAGAUAGAGAGGAAACCUCCUGGCUCAACAUCUCUGUAUUUGCAGCAGAAAUUCACAACAGGCAUCAGGAAGCCAAAGUCCCUGUGGCCAUUAGGGUCCUCGAUGUCAAUGAUAAUGCCCCUAAGUUUGCUGCUCCUUAUGAAGGCUUCAUCUGUGAGAGUGAUCAAACCAAGCCACUUUCUAAUCAGCCAAUUGUUACAAUUAGUGCAGAUGACAAGGAUGAUACAGCCAAUGGACCAAGAUUUAUCUUCAGCCUUCCUCCUGAUAUCAUUCACAACCCGAACUUCACGGUCAGAGACAACCGAGAUAACACUGCAGGAGUAUAUGCGCGUCGUGGAGGGUUCAGCCGGCAGAAGCAGGAUCUUUACCUCCUACCCAUUGUGAUCAGUGAUGGUGGUAUCCCACCUAUGAGUAGCACGAACACCCUCACUAUCAAGGUCUGUGGGUGCGACGUGAAUGGGGCUCUGCUCUCGUGUAAUGCUGAGGCCUACAUCCUGAACGCUGGUUUGAGCACAGGGGCACUCAUAGCCAUCCUGGCCUGCAUCGUCAUUCUCCUUGUCAUCGUGGUAUUGUUUGUGACAUUGAGGAGGCAAAAGAAAGAGCCACUGAUUGUGUUUGAAGAAGAAGAUGUCCGUGAGAACAUUAUCACCUAUGAUGAUGAAGGGGGUGGGGAGGAAGACACAGAAGCCUUUGACAUUGCAACCCUGCAAAAUCCCGAUGGAAUCAAUGGAUUUAUCCCUCGCAAAGACAUCAAACCUGAAUAUCAGUAUAUGCCUAGACCUGGGCUGCGGCCAGCACCCAACAGUGUGGAUGUGGAUGACUUCAUCAACACAAGGAUACAGGAGGCGGAUAAUGACCCCACUGCCCCUCCCUAUGACUCCAUCCAAAUCUAUGGAUAUGAAGGCAGGGGUUCAGUGGCGGGGUCCCUGAGUUCCCUAGAGUCCGCCACCACAGAUUCAGACUUGGACUAUGACUAUCUACAGAACUGGGGACCUCGUUUUAAGAAAUUAGCAGACUUGUACGGUUCCAAAGACACUUUUGAUGAUGAUUCUUAACAAUAACGAUACAAAUUUGGCCUUAAGAACUGUGUCUGGCAUUCUCAAGAAUCUAGAAGAUGUGUAAACAGGUAUUUUUUUAAAUCAAGGAAAGGCUCAUUUAAAACAAGCAAAGUUUUACAGAGAGGAUACAUUUAAUAAAACUUCAAGGACAACAAAGUGGUAAAUACUGUGAAGUACCUUUUCCCACAAAAAGGCAAAUUCUGAAGUUGUUUAUCAACUUCUCUAAAGAAAAACCACUUGGCAUACAAAAUAUUUAAGUGGAGAAGUCUACAGUGAACUCAAAGUGAAGGGAAAUCCUUUAUGUGUUAUGAACAUCUAAGUCUUUCUUCUUUUGUUUUUUAAUUUGUCAAAGAAGCUUCCAUAAAAUUAGAGAGGACAACAGUUCUGAGCUGUAAUUUCGCCUUAAACUAUGGACACUCUAUAUGUAGUGCAUUUUUAAACUUGAAAUAUAUACUAUUCAGCCAGCUUCAACCCAUAUGAUGUAUGUACAAUACAAUGUACAGUUACGUCUCUUGAGCAUCAAUCUUGUUACUGCUGAUCCUUGUAAAUCUUUUUGCUUCUACUUUCAUCUUACACUAAUACGUGCCAGAUAUAACUGUCUUGUUUCAGUGAGAAGCACCCUAUUUCUAUGUCAUUUUUAAUGUAUCUAUUUGUACAAUUUUAAAGUUCUUAUUUUAGUAUACAUACAAAUAUCAGUAUUCUGACAUGUAAGAAAAUGUUACAGCAUCACACUUAUAUUUUAUGAACAUUGUACUGUUGCUUUAAUAUGAGCUUCAAUAUAAGAAGCAACCUUUGAAAUAAAAAAUAAGAUUCUUUUUUA